AAAUUCAAAUAAUGGGAGAGGGAGAGGGAAAGGGAAAGGGAAAGGGAAAGUCACAAAAAGCUCAAGGUUCUAAAUGAACUGCUGAUCCUUGAACCGAAAGCUUGGGCAUUACCUACCUUUGCCACCCUUGUCUUUUAAGCAAAACUCACACCCAGAGGUCCACCAGAACACACACACUGCCCCCCUCUCUCAGCCAUUGGGUGCUUAACAAGGAACUUCCCACUCUUUCUCUUUCCACUCUUUCAACACUGCCCCCUUAACUUAGCUGCUGCAUGUCAAGGAAGUAACCUUAUCUGCAGCCUGAGUUUCUCUGAAGGAACCAUAUUCAGAUGGGUUCAUUUCAAACACCGAUAGGAAUGCGAAGCUCCAAUCUUCUCGAAACUUCAUGUGGAUACCUGCUUCAAGAACUGCAGAUGAUUUGGAAUGAAGUUGGACAAGAUCACUUUGAAAGGGAGAAGGUACUGCUGGACCUAGAACAGGAAUGCCUAGAGGUUUAUCGGAAGAAGGUUGACGCUGCAAAUACAUCCAGAGCUCGCCUGCACCAGGAGUUGGCAGAAGCUGAGGCUGAAUUUACCCAUCUUCUUUUGUCCCUUGAUGAACGAUCUCUCCCUGGACGGCCAGAAAAAAUGGCGGGAACACUGAAAGAGCAGCUAGAUUCAAUCACGCCGGCUUUGAGGGAAAUGAGAUUGAGGAAAGAAGAAAGGGUGAAUCAGUUCCGAACUGUACAAGGGCAAAUUCAGAAAAUUUCUGCAGAAAUAGCAGGUCAAUCGGAAUCAGAAUAUGAUGACUUAUCAUCAGAUAUCAUGGUGAAUGAGAAUGAUCUAUCCUUGAAGAAACUAGAGGAGUAUCAGACAGAGCUACAAAGACUCCGCAACGAGAAGAAUGAAAGGCUCAUGAGGGUGGAACAAUAUAUAGAUGCAGUCCACAAAUUGUCUUCAAUAUUAGGAACAGACUCCUCCAUGGUCAUCACCAAGGUUCAUCCAAGCUUAAAUGACUUAUGUGGGAUAACCAAAAACAUAAGCAACAGUAUUUUGGCUAAGCUUAACAGCACGGUGGAAUCUCUAGAUGAAGAAAAGCAAAAACGACUUGAUAAGCUUCACCAUCUUGGCAAAGCAUUGACAAACUUAUGGAAUCUCAUGGACACACCCUAUAAAGAUCGUCAAUCGUUUUCCCAUGUUACUGGCUUAUUAUCACUCUCAUCAGCAGAAGUAUCAGAUCCAGGAAGCCUAACCCUAAACAUAAUCCAGCAGGCCGAAGCUGAAGUCAGGAGAUUGGAUCACUUAAAAGCAAGCAAGAUGAAAGAACUAUUUUUCAAGAAACAGAAUGAGCUCAAGGAGAUAUGCAAUAAAUCACACAUGGAGAUUCCCUUGCAGUCAGAGACUGAUAAUCUAAUUAACCUCAUUAACUCUGGGGAGAUUGACCAUGCAGAUCUUCUCAUGAGCAUGGAUCAACAGAUAUCAAGAGCAAAAGAAGAAGCUUCUAGUAGAAUGACUAUCAUGGAAAAGGUGGAAAAGUGGAUGCUAGCACGUGAUGAGGAGCGUUGGUUGGAAGAAUACAGCAGAGACGAGAACCGGUACUCGGUCAGCAGAGGUGCACACAAGAACCUGAGACGUGCAGAACGCGCCCGAGUAUUAGUCAACAAAAUCCCAGCUUUGGUGGAUUUGCUAAUAGCAAACACUAAGAGUUGGGAAGAGGAAAGAAAGAAAACUUUCUUGUAUGAUGAGGUACCUCUCCUAGCAAUGUUGGAAGAGUAUAAUGUGCUAAGGCAGGAAAAGGAGGAGGAUAAGCAAAGACAAAGGGAAAUGAAGAAGGUCCAAAGCCAAGUAGCAGUUGAGCAAGAAAACUUGUUUAUUACCAGGCCAAGCACCAGUGCAAGGCGAACUUCAACCAGAAGUGUGAAUGGAGGUUUUAGCAAUGCCAUACCUCUAAACAGAAGGCUUUCCCUGGGCCUUCAGCAAUUGGGACCAAACAGCAUAAACUCAGGCACUCAAGGCAUAUCCUUUAUAAAGGAAGGUAAGAAGGCACGGGGACAAAAGAUGUUUGCUCGACCUGGCCUUGUUUCUCACCUCAGAGAUGAAACAGCUUCAGUGGUAUCAACAUUUUCCGGCCCACAAUCUCCCUGAAUGUUCUCCGAUUCGUCACCCUUCAUGUGCUGUGGGGAAACAUGGGGCAGAAAGUGUGUGCGGAAAGACAUAAUAGAUCAUGCAGAAGAAUAAGUUCAGCUAUCAUAUCAGCUAAAGAGCCUAUGUAUUUAUGAAUUACCCCUGUACCAGAAGUGUCUAGAAUUUUAGGCAAUUGUAAUUGCAAAGGCGAAUAAAUAAGUUCUAGGAUUGUUGUUUGAUAUUAAGCAUGUUAGCUUUUGUCCAAAUCAUGGAUUGGACACUGUAAUAUUGCAAGGAAUGUUAUAAGUGAUAUACAAACUGAUCAGACUUCCAAAACA
Prunus persica (peach) is the source of this 2440-nucleotide messenger RNA. RefSeq names its product 65-kDa microtubule-associated protein 8. Gene Ontology annotation, cellular component: cytoplasm; spindle. Bases 330 to 2123 code for a protein of 597 amino acids. Gene Ontology annotation, molecular function: microtubule binding. The transcript has 11 exons. The record is from RefSeq and is a predicted model, not a curated record. Gene Ontology annotation, biological process: microtubule cytoskeleton organization. Lineage: Eukaryota; Viridiplantae; Streptophyta; Magnoliopsida; Rosales; Rosaceae.